AUGGACUUCCUCGCGCUACCCCGCCGUGACCUGCAGGCGCUGUGCAAGCGCAACGACAUCCGCGCCAACAUGACCAAUGCCGCCAUGGCCGACGCCCUCCGCGCGCUCCCCAAGGUCGAAGGGACCGAGGAGUACAUCAAGGUUCUGCAGCCGGUCGCCGUGCCGCAAACGGCGGUCAAGUCGGUGAAUGAGGAGAAGAAGCCGAAGAAGCAGGAGAGGCCGCUUCCGCGCGGCCGCCGCGCCACGGCCAAGUCAUCGGAGCCAAUUGAGCCAGAGGAAGACAAGGAAAAGUUAGAGGAGGAUGCGAAGCAGCAGUCGAACAAAGAGGAUGCGCAGGCACCUGGCGUCGGGUGGCGCGGUGCCAGCCGGCGCGCUAGGCCCGUGCCUACCGUGCCUCUGCCGCCGGGCAAGGCAGUGGCGGAGGAGGACGGCCAAGAGGACAAUCUGAAGCGGGAGGCCAAAAGGGAUAAUGCGCCUGCGCCCGUCGUGGGCCGGCGUGGUGCCAGCCGACGCGCUCGACCCUCGCCUGCUGUGGCCGCGCCGGCAGCCGACUCGGUGGUUGCAGGUGCGGAAGAGGAGCAGAUCGAGGAGGUGCUGGUGGAGGACCUCAAGCGGGAGGCGACCAUGGAUGAUGCGCCGGCCCUUGGCGUAGGCCGCCGCGGUGCCAGCCGACGCGCUCGGGCGGCGCCUUCUGUUGCUGCGCUAGCGGGCAAAUUGGUAGCGGAGGAGCAGAGGGCCCCGAUCCCACGCGGCCCUCGUGUCAAGGCCAAGGGCACCUCGACCGAGCCUAUCAGGUUGGACGACGGCGAUGAUGAGGAAAAGGAGGAUGCGAAGCCGGAGGAGCAGGAGGACGCCCAAAUCCUUGGCGUGGGUCGGCGCGGAGUGGCCAGCCGGCGCGCUCAGGCGGCGCUUGCUGUAGCUGCGCCAGAAGCUAACGCAGAGGAGGAGCAGAGGGUCCCUGUCCCACGCGGCCGCCGAGUCAAGGCCAACUCGACCGAGCUUAUCAGUUUGGACGACAGCAAGGAGGAGAAAAAGCAGGACACGAAGCCGGAGGAAGAGAAUGGAGAUGCGCCAGCAAUUGCUGUGGGGCGGUGCGGUGCCAGCCGGCGCGCGCCUGCCCAUUCAGAAGCUCCGGCUACGAGGAGAAGCGCUGCUGCAAGUAAAGCUGAGGCAGGGUAUGUGGCCGUGGAGGCAGUACCUAUCCGGGCCACUCGUCAGCCUAAGCCGACGAUGAAAGCAGCAGCAGCUGCAGCGGCAGAGGAGAAGGCACCACGAAGGGCCACGAGGAGGGGCGCGGUGAUGAGGACCCUUUUGCAGCAGGAGGUACAAGAGGAAGCACAAGGUGUCUUCUCUGAUGCAGAGGCUGUGGGUGCACCGGUUGUGGCCGUGGAGGCUGUACGCAUCCGGGAGACUUGCCACCGUAAACCGACAAUGAAAGCAGCAGCAGCUGCUGCUGCAAAGGCAGAGGAGAAAGCACCACCAAGGGCCACGAAGAGGGGCACGGUGAUGAGGACCGUUUUGCAGCCGGAGGUACAAGAGAAACCGCAAGAGGAGGUCAAUAUUGAAGAUGGUCUUAGCUGUCAAGAGGAGGGUGAUGUGGUUGUUGAUAAGGUGCUGCAUGACUCGGUGGAUAACACCAUUCUUCUUGAUUGCUCAAGUGAUAUCAGCUGGGUUGAAGUGGAGAAGGCAGGAAACAUCACAAGUGAGAUGUCUGAGAACAAAGCUGCAUUGGAUGAGGAUGGUGAUAAACCGAAUGGAGUGGUUAUUGGUGACAGCAUGUCCCAAGCCACAGUGACAGAUGAAGUUGUCCAGGAAGAAAAUGGAGUACUGAUCACCGAUGAGAUACCGCAGGGGACAGCUGGCAUGCAUGACAUGGAGGAUGAUCAGUUUGAAACUGUUUUUGUUCAAGCUGAUCAAGUAGUCACUGCUGACAACCUGCCGGAACAAGUGACAAAUUGUGAAAUUACUGUGGUGGUGAACACAUCACCGAUAGUUGAUGAGAGGCAACAGAGCACAGUUACAAUAGAUGAAAAUGUUGUCGAGGGUCGUUCUGAAACUGAUGGUGUUCAUUCCAAUGAACAGAUAGAAGUGGUAACUACUGACAAAGUUUCAGAGCUCAAGCUGAUAGAAGAUGUUUUAAUUCAAGCUGAACAAGUAGUCACUGAUGACAAUCUGCCAGAACAAGUGACUGAUUGUGAAAUUACUGUGGAGGAGAACACAGCAGUGAUAGUUGAUGAGAAGCAACCGAGCACAGUUACAAUUGAUGAAGAUGCCGAUGAACAGAUGGAAGUGGAAAUGCCAGAACUCACAGGGACAAACGUUGAAGUUAUUGAGGAGAAGACACCACCGGGAGUUGAUGAGAAGCAAAAGAGCACAGUUACAAUGGAUACAGAUGUCGUCGAUGAUCAUUUCAAAACUGAUGUUGUUCAUGCCGAUGAACAGAUGGAAGUGGAACUCACAGAGACAGAUGAUGAAAUUGUUGAGGAGAUGAAGACACCACUGGUAGUUGAUGAGAAGCAACAGAGCACAGUUACAGAUAAUGGAGACAUUGUGGAUGAUCAUUUCAAAACCCAUGGUGCUCAUGCUGAUAAACAGAAGGAAAUGGUGGCUACUGAAGUGCCAGGGACUGACAGUGAAAUUGAGGAGAAGACACCACUGAUAGUUGAUGAGAAGAAACAGAGCACAAUUACAAUGGAUGGAGAUGUUGUCUUUGAUCAUCUCAAAACUGAUACUGCUAAUGCAGAUGAACAGAAGGAAGUUAUAGGUAUAGUUACUGAAGUGCCAGAUGAAGUCACAGGGACUGACGGUGAAGUUAUUGAGGAAAAGGCAGUUGUGAUUACUGAGGACAUGCCAAAUCAGGGAACUGUACCAAAUAUCACCAAUACAAUGGAUGAAUGUUUAAAGGAAAACAAUUUUGGAACUGAUUUUGGCCAUGGCAGUUUGCAGAAGAAAGCAAUCACUGCUGACAUUGAGCCAGAAGUCUCGAGGGCACAAGACGGGGGCGCCCGGAAGGAGAAUGCAUUGCUUGAUGAUGUCACAGAAUCCCUGUCCAUGAGCAUUAUCACCAUGGAGCCAUCAGUGUGCAAGAACAACAGUGAGAAGAACCCUGCUGAACCCAUGGCAGUGCUAGAAGAGAGGGGAGUGAAGGUUGCAAGCGAAUCCGAGGAUUUGACUAAGCUUAGCCUAGGGCAGCUCAGAGCCAAGCUCAAGGAGAAACUGAAUGCCAAGAAGAACAAAGAAGCAAAGAAGAGGGUGGCGCUUGCCAGGGUGGAUGAGAAUGUUUGUCGAUCCCACGCAAAGGGGCAGCAGCAGAACCUGGAUCUGCAACAGCAUUAA
Miscanthus lutarioriparius is the source of this 3336-nucleotide messenger RNA. The record is from the annotation of a GenBank genome assembly. Lineage: Eukaryota; Viridiplantae; Streptophyta; Magnoliopsida; Poales; Poaceae.